CGUCAGCAUAAAACAUUCCACUCCGCCCCUUUGCCAUGGACAACGACUACUUCUCAAUCGACGCGAUUCUCGCGGAGAACCAGAAAGUUCAAUGUAAAUUCAAACAACGGAUUCCGGAGAUGGGUCAUCUUGGCGGAGGUUCUGAACGCGAUAUAACGCCUCUUAACAAACGUCAGAUUCCAAUCUGGCUGGCGUACAUCAUUAUAUACUCCGAUUGGGCUGACUUUGAUAUCCCACGACCAUUUUCCAACAAAGUACGAAACGCUCUGCGUGCAGAGCCACGGAGUGUUCGUCUAUCGAAUUUAGUUGGCGCAGGCACUGGUUGGUACGUGUUCGGAAAAACAAUCAUGGAUAUGCUUGGCGACGAACAAGGGGUCGAAAUGUCGGAAAUGCUUGUCACAACAUUCAAAGGACGCCUAGUAGACGUGAUUGACCAAGCACAACACUUUGCUGCUUUAGGCCCAGUGGGAGGAGGAGGUGGUGGUGGUAUAGAUUCCGCUCCACAAAUGUUCAGGGAGGGAUUGGAUACUACGGAGCGCGAACUGUUUGUGUUAGCACAGGAAAGUGCCCGGCGGAUGAAGAAGUGGUAUGAAGAAAGUAGCGGAGGAACGAAGCGGGUAUCGUGAAGUAAUGCAGCGACAUCAUGAAUCCUUUUUUGCUUUCUGGGAGUUGGUGUUCGCUGUUGAGCUUGGGUUUUCUUGAAGGGGUGUAUUUCUCAGUUCAUAAACGAACCUACACAUUUUUGUGAAUAAGUAUACUUUUCCGAUGUAUAUGUAUUAUUAUUCACCAUUUAACACUCGCCCAGAGC
Molecule: messenger RNA, 808 nt
Organism: Lentinula edodes (shiitake mushroom)
Lineage: Eukaryota; Fungi; Basidiomycota; Agaricomycetes; Agaricales; Omphalotaceae
Exons: 7
Coding region: 36-626 (196 amino acids)
Biological process (GO): mitotic DNA replication initiation
Cellular component (GO): GINS complex
Source: RefSeq, a predicted model, not a curated record